CCUUGGUGGAUUGAUUUGAAUACGGCAAACGUAGAGAGGUUCAGCCAGGCGACUGUAGGAAGCAUUAUAGCGACCCAUCAUCAAGGACAAACACCAAACCUCACACAGAAUUACGACUCCCACAAAACAUGAAGGUGGCAUUGUUUCUGCCAGUGACAAUAGUCGUUACUGUCGCUUUGGUGGGGAUCAUGAAAAUCCGGAAAAAGGAGCACGACAAAGAAGAUAAACGGAACAAAUUUCAGGAUAUCAAGUUGCGGGUGACUUUCGAUGUACUGGGAGAGUAUCGGAGCGAGCAGGAACUUCUGGAGAACUUGCUAGGCAAGACCCAAGAAGAGCAAAGUGCGCUGGAGCAAGAAGUGAACAGGCUCUGGACCAAAGUAGAUGCGGCAAAGGCUCAAGUGGACAUCUGCCUGGGAGGCAAGAAAUCUGCAAAUGACGCACUGGCUGCAGCAGAGACCAAAUUCAGUAAUCUCCAAGCUGAACAUGGGAAGGAAAAGACCAACUGGGAAACAGAAGUGUCAGCACUUAAACAGCAACUAACAACCCGGAGCUCAGUGUGUAACUUUUUGAAAACAGGAUCCUCAUCAGCAAGCAAGUUGUGUGGCGAUGAAUUGAUCAAGGCCCAAGAGGAACCAAAGGCAGAGGCCCCCAAACAAGAGAAACCAAAGGCAGAGGCCCCCAAACAAGAGGAGCCAAAGGCAGAGGCCCCUAAACAAGAGGAACCAAAGGCAGAGGCCCCCAAACAAGAGGAGCCAAAAGCAGAGGCCCCUAAACAAGAGGAGCCAAAGGCAGAGGCCCCGAAACAAGAGGAGCCAAAGGCAGAGGCCCCGAAACAAGAGGAGCCAAAGGCAGAGGCCCCGAAACAAGAGGAGCCAAAGGCAGAGGCCCCGAAACAAGAGGAGCCUAAAGCAGAAGCCCCUAAGAAGAGAUGAGGUAUUACAACCUGUGUUAUCCGCUCCACAACACUUCAUCUAUUUAAAGAACACAGUUUUUGAUACUUUGCAACCAGGUUCCAGCUUAACUGGCUUUAUGUUACAUGUGGUGCAGGUAGGAAACUGAAGGAGGACUACUUAGAUUUUUCCGUUGCUAAGUGGGAUGUUAAUGAAUUUUCAAUCUGUUAUUUAUUUGUAUGCAAAUACUUUGUGCUGGCAAGAUUCCCUCACAUUUGUUUUAACUGAGAGGCAAUGAGAAGGUAGAGGAGUGAUGUGAAUGGACUUAAAAGGUCAUGCUGUAGAUUCAUGUGAAAUUUAUAGCUUCUCUGCUUCAUGUUGUAUGUCGCUUGAUUUCUCACUCUGCAGCAACAAUGUUUGUCUGCCAUUAUUCCGUUUGGAUUAAUGGCACAAAGAAAAUAAAUACAAUAAAAACUGUGGAAAAAAUGUGGUUUUAAAAAGGAAGGGUUUUAUGUUUACAGUAUCUUGUAAAUAAUGUAUAUCACACAUCAUCCUCACCCAAAUGCACUCAAGGUAUCAAAAUUAUGCAGAAUGGCCCUUUCCAAUGUAUUGUGUUAUCAAAGUACUAUAACAUUAAUGUGCAACCAGGAAUUUAAUGUUGUCCUUGGAGAUGUAUAUACUAUUGUGUAGUUAAAUCUAUAAAAACUCUGCAAAUUAACUAGUAAGU
Messenger RNA from Micropterus dolomieu (smallmouth bass), 1617 nucleotides. RefSeq lists its product as uncharacterized. The transcript has 4 exons. The record is from RefSeq and is a predicted model, not a curated record. NCBI's taxonomy places the organism in Eukaryota, Metazoa, Chordata, Actinopteri, Centrarchiformes, Centrarchidae. Bases 129 to 932 code for a protein of 267 amino acids.